This is a messenger RNA of Trichomonas vaginalis G3, 1341 nucleotides long. RefSeq lists its product as uncharacterized. The record is from RefSeq and is a predicted model, not a curated record. NCBI's taxonomy places the organism in Eukaryota, Parabasalia, Trichomonadida, Trichomonadidae. The transcript has a single exon. Bases 1 to 1341 code for a protein of 446 amino acids.
AUGGGCAUCUGCGCUCUUUUAACAUUCAACAUUCUCUUAUACACCAAAUUUAAUCCAUUUCAAGCCGAAACAACACAGAAUAUCCCAAAUAAUGAACAAAUUAAAGUAUUUAAAAAUUUUCCAGGUCAUACAACAAUGAGAAUUGCUCCAAGGCCACCUGAAAUUGAAUAUACUCAAGAAGAACUCGAUGAAGCAAUUAUUGAAUUGAACCUUCCAACAUGGUCACGUUCAUACGUUCCUUGUACAUCAAAUGAAAGCGAGGUUACGUGCUCUCAGAUUGUUAAAGCGUGGAGGACUAUAAAACAAUGGGAGAACCACGUUAAUACUACUUCAUUAGAAGAUGAUCGCUAUGUAUUAACUAAACAUUACUUCGAUGGUGUUGGAAAUCGUAUAUCCAUUGAUAUUAUUGUAUUUUUACUUGCUCUCAUGGGUAAUCGAAGAAUGGUUGUCGAAGGUUCAUGUAUGAAAGGUGGCCAGGCAGUACAAGGAUGUGGUAAUGCUUACUAUUAUCAGCGCAGUAUCCUUUUGCAAAACAAAACAACAGAACUUAUACUUGCAGAUGCAUCUAGAAAUCCUCCGUAUUAUGUACAGACAUUCGAUGGAUGGUGGUGGGCAGAAUUUAAUGGCCCAUUUAAAUCCAGAGUCACUCUUGAUUUAUCCUACUUAAUGUAUGCAACUCAGAUGUAUACUCACUUCCAGAUGUACGAUUACGCAAAAGACAAAUUCGGAAUGCAUGCAAUUUAUUUCAUAUCCAAUUUCCUCUGUAGAAUUCCUCAGAAAAACAUUGACCAAGCGAAAAAAAUUAUCGAAAAUAUACCUAAAGGAACAAGAAUAUUCGGAGUUCAUCUUCGAUUCCAAUUCCCUGGUCAAUUCUACAGUUAUAGUGUCGAAACUACCAUGAAAGUUGUAAAACCAUUUUUAUGGCAGAAAAUUCGCGAGCAACCAACCGUAAUUGCGUUUGCAUCAGACUCCAAAGCCAUGGAAGAGGAAUUUCUUAAGGAGUUUGGCAAGUACAGCGUUAAAUCAAACGCUACAAGAAUGGCAGAUUUCGACCACGUCUCGGCUCUUACGGACAUUGCGCUUCUCAUGAUGUGCGAUGAAUGCUUACUUAGCUAUAGAUCUACUUUUUCGUUUGCUAUUGCCUCAAGAAUGGGAAAGAGAUGCUGGUUUUACGAAAAAGAAGCUUUGGGAAUAUUCCAAGCUUCUAAUUCGCAAGCAACAGCUGUUUCUUUGUUGUUCCAUAACUGGGAUGUCAAUGAUUGGCAAACAAAUAGAAGAUUUAAACACGCAUCUCAUAAUGAAGAAGGAAUGAGGUAUUUCUACAAGUACUUUAUGCUUUAA